Molecule: messenger RNA, 990 nt
Organism: Boleophthalmus pectinirostris (great blue-spotted mudskipper)
Lineage: Eukaryota; Metazoa; Chordata; Actinopteri; Gobiiformes; Gobiidae
Product: MICOS complex subunit MIC26-like
Exons: 9
Coding region: 34-729 (231 amino acids)
Biological process (GO): cristae formation
Cellular component (GO): MICOS complex
Source: RefSeq, a predicted model, not a curated record
GGCGCAGUCCCGAACACUGGGAGAAGAGGCCAAAUGUCGUACACUAAACUGGUGGUGCUGUCGGCCGGAGCUUCGGGACUCCUGGGGCUCCUGGGUGUGAGGAGGAGCGGCGGCCCGGUGCUGGCGGCCUCCGACGGGAAGAAGAAACUCUCUCCCCCGGGCAUGAGUCUGGAGGAGGCAAGUCUCCACACUGUCCCAUUGCCGUCUCUGUACUGUCGUCCUGAGGAGCUCCACAGCUCAGAGCCUGAGUCCGGCGCCGUCGAGGAGAAAGUGUCUCUGCUCAGGAACUGGAUGCAGCCGUACACCGACCAGUGCCAAAAAACAGGUGAGGCGGCGUUGGACAAAGUGGAGAGCGUCUAUAAACGAGUGGAGCCAAAGAUCAACGCUUCAGUCACGACCGUCACAGACGUGUACAGGUUCCUGAGUGAUCCGCCCUCCAACUUCUACCCCAGUGUGGCAGUGAUCGGCUUCUCUGGGUUUUUAGGACUUUAUCUCGCCAAAGGGUCCAGACUGCGGCGGGUGGUCUUCCCCGUCGUCCUCGUGGGUUUCAGCUCCUCCGUGUUUUACCCACAACAAGCGUCAGCUCUGCUCCAGGUGAGUGCAGAUCAGGUGUGUGGUUUGUUCGAUCGGAGCAGAGUCGCUGUGGAAAACGUGUGGAAAGAUCCUCCCCUCGGCAAAAAGUCUGCAGAUGCAGAUGGAGACUCCAGGGGGAACAGCACGUCCAGCUGAAACUCAAACAUUUUAAACAUACAGUUUGUUUUUUUGUUUUGUUACAGUUUGUCCCUGAACACAUCGUACACACAUCAGACUCGGGUCAGACUCGGGUCAGACUCGGGUCAGACUCGGGUCAGACUAGACUCGGGUCUGACUCGGGUCUGAUUCAGUCAGUUUCACUUUUCCAGAGUUUCAGCUUCGCUCCAAAACAAAAACGAACAACAAAGCAAAAUAUAAACCACAAGACACAAACAACCACAACAUUAUGACCUGGAU